AUGGCUGCACUUCGAGCCGGCGCUGGCCGCAGUCUACAGAGGCUCGUGAGGAGGCAGACACCAUUCCCUCUCCGCCCUCUCGCCCUUCGCCUUUCCCUCCCCCUCGUCUCCCACAUCCCCUCGACCUCCCUCCGACGCAAUGUUUCCUCCUCGACCCGUACAUUCCAACCCGCCGCAGUCACCGAUGCCUUUUCCUCCCAGCUCGACGGUGCUCCCUCGGAGAUCCUGGCCAUGCAAGAUGUCGUCUCGCCCGUCCCUCAAACCCUCACGGAGAAGAUUGUUCAGCGUUACUCGCAGGGCCUGGCCGAAGGCAAGUAUGUCAAGGCCGGGGACUACGUGACUCUGUCUCCACACCAUUGUAUGACCCACGACAACUCAUGGCCCGUGGCCACCAAGUUCAUGAGCAUUGGUGCUACCAGCAUCCACGACACCAAGCAGAUUGUCAUGACGCUGGAUCACGAUGUGCAGAACAAGACGGAGAAGAACUUGAAGAAAUACGAGCAGAUUGAGGCGUUUGCGAAGCAACAGGGCGUCGAUUUCUACCCAGCAGGCCGUGGGAUUGGGCAUCAGAUCAUGGUGGAGGAGGGAUACGCAUGGCCAGGCACCAUGGCCGUUGCCAGCGAUUCUCACUCCAACAUGUAUGGUGGUGUGGGUUGUUUGGGAACUCCAGUCGUCCGGACAGACGCCGCUAGCAUCUGGGCAACGGGCAGGACGUGGUGGCAGAUUCCCCCAAUCGCCAAGGUCACCUUCCAGGGAAUUCUGCCCGAAGGUGUGACGGGAAAGGAUGUCAUUGUGGCGCUAUGUGGACUGUUCAACAACGACGAGGUCUUGAACCACGCCAUUGAGUUCACCGGUUCAACCAACACCAUGCGAAGUCUCCCCGUGGACGACCGACUUGCCAUUGCCAACAUGACCACUGAAUGGGGUGCUCUAUCUGGUCUAUUCCCCAUUGAUGACGUUCUCAAGGGCUGGCUGCGGUACAAGGCAACGGAAGCGAGCAUGUACAACGAGUCUUCGCCAACAUCUAGCCCCACCACAGACCGCUUCAACCACCAGAGACUUGAUGAUCUUUUUGCCAGUCCACUCGCCGCGGACCCUGGCGCUACAUACGCAAAGGAGCUAUUCUUGGAUCUCGCCACUCUCUCGCCCUACGUCUCGGGACCAAACUCUGUCAAGGUGGGCACUCCUCUUGCAGAACUGGAAGCACAGGACAUCAAAGUCAACAAGGCCUACCUCGUCUCCUGCACCAACUCCCGUCGCUCCGAUCUCGAGGCCGCCGCCAAGGUAUUCCGAGCAGGUGCCGACGUUGACGGUAAGAUCCCAAAGAUCGCCGAUGGUGUCAAGUUCUACAUCGCUGCCGCCUCCAUUCCCGAACAGAAGGCUGCCGAGGAGACUGGCGAUUGGCAAGUUCUGCUCGAUGCCGGCGCCGAAGCUCUUCCCUCUGGCUGCGGUCCCUGCAUCGGUCUUGGCACCGGUCUUUUGGAGCCUGGUGAGGUUGGCAUCUCCGCCAGCAACAGAAAUUUCAAGGGCCGCAUGGGCAGCACUGAUGCCAAGGCUUAUCUUGCAAGUCCAGAGGUGGUUGCUGCCAGUGCCCUGCAAGGCAAGAUUGCGGGGCCGGGUUGGUACGAGAAGCCUGCCGAUUGGGCUGGCGUGCGUCGCGGAGAAGGUGAUGGUGUCAAGGAGGAAGACCGCAUGAUCAGUAUCGAGGACGCCCUCGACAAGCUCAUCCGUGAGGCCGAGGAAGCUGUAAAGGAGGGCGAGGAGCGUCUUACACAGGCGGUUUCCGGUGCGAGCGCCGACAAGCCUGCGGAGGAGAGCYCCGGACUGACUGAGAUCCUCCCCGGCUUCCCCGAGAAGGUCACCGGGGAGAUUGUGUGGUGUAAUGCUGACAACGUCAACACCGACGCCAUCUACCCGGGGAAGUACACGUAUGACGACGCCUUCAGCUCUGAUCCCGCGAAGAUGGCCACCGUCACGAUGGAGAACUACGACCCAAACUUUGCCAACAUUGCCAAAGCAGGUGACAUCCUCGUCAGUGGUUUCAACUUUGGCUGUGGCUCAUCCAGAGAACAAGCCGCAACUGCGAUCCUCGCCAAGGGCAUCCCUCUGGUGGUGUGUGGUAGUUUCGGUAACAUCUUCAGCCGGAACAGCAUCAACAACGCCUUGAUGGGCGUGGAAGCACCGCGUCUGAUUGAGAGAUUACGGGCCACAUUCAACAAUGAUAAAUCCACAGCRAGUGGAAAGAAGCAAGCAAUCACAGAGCCUUCAAGGAAUAGCGAGAGCUUGGACUCCCCACCCCCAGCACCUGAAAGCAAGCCCACGGAAGAGAAGCAGUUGACUGUCAGGACUGGAUGGACAUUUACAUGGGAUCUGAGGAGAAGUCAGGUCGUGGUCAAGGAAGGUGAGGGUGGAGAGGAAUGGACGCAAAAGGUGGGAGAGCUACCCCCGAAUGUACAGGAAAUAAUUGCCAGAGGUGGGUUGGAGAAGUGGGUCAAGAAGGAGAUUUCUAGCGUGGCUGGUGCGUGA
Molecule: messenger RNA, 2526 nt
Organism: Ramularia collo-cygni
Lineage: Eukaryota; Fungi; Ascomycota; Dothideomycetes; Mycosphaerellales; Mycosphaerellaceae
Product: probable homoaconitase, mitochondrial precursor
Exons: 2
Coding region: 1-2526 (841 amino acids)
Biological process (GO): L-lysine biosynthetic process
Molecular function (GO): homoaconitate hydratase activity; 4 iron, 4 sulfur cluster binding
Source: RefSeq, a predicted model, not a curated record